AUGUAUUGGACACAAAAGGGUCCCAGCAAGGCUGGCCGGGGCCGAAUUUUUCGCGCUGGACUUGACAUUCCACCUGGAGAGACGGCAGAGAAUCGCUCAGAUAUCCAAAUGAUGUGGGAAGAUUUACCAGAACCUGUCGAUAUUGAGAUCGAUAGUGAGACGCAGACUCUAUACUGGACGGGCUGGGGCGAACACCCCCUGGGCUGUGCGCUGUAUUGUUCUUACGUGGGAGGAGAGAAUAUUGAUUUUCUCCAGAAAGUGAUUGUGGCGCGGCAUUUCCCUGAGCCGGUUGGGUUGAAGCUGGAUAAAGUGCAUGACAUUGUGUACGUUGCGGAUCUGGGUGGCAGCUUGUAUUCGGUUUCGUUGGAUGCUGGGUUGAAGGUUGACUUGAUUCGCAAUAAUGGAUGCUACACAGGGAUCACCUUGGUUUGA
Messenger RNA from Penicillium waksmanii, 432 nucleotides. RefSeq lists its product as uncharacterized. Bases 1 to 432 code for a protein of 143 amino acids. The transcript has a single exon. Lineage: Eukaryota; Fungi; Ascomycota; Eurotiomycetes; Eurotiales; Aspergillaceae. The record is from RefSeq and is a predicted model, not a curated record.